Amaranthus tricolor (Joseph's coat) is the source of this 1450-nucleotide messenger RNA. RefSeq lists its product as uncharacterized. The record is from RefSeq and is a predicted model, not a curated record. The transcript is spliced from 2 exons. Lineage: Eukaryota; Viridiplantae; Streptophyta; Magnoliopsida; Caryophyllales; Amaranthaceae. Bases 227 to 1207 code for a protein of 326 amino acids.
AAUUUGACAUUGUUUUUCAAAAAACACUAUAUGAUUUUUUUCUAUUUUGCCUUCAUUCUAAAAUUUCGAGGAACAGGCUUUCACCUUGACGAUUUUAGAUUUUCUUGGGUUUCCAUUGAAGACUUGAAUAGAUUUUUUAUGUAUCAAAUGAUAUGAAUUGCUACUGGGAAGAUACAACAAAGUAACCCAGUCUCUUGAAGUAAGUGCUUGUAGGUGACUAGGCGCGAUGUUAUCUCUAAUUAGAACUCCAUUCCCCAACGUUACAGUUGCUGGACUCCGUUAUCAGAACACUGAUGUUAGGAAAUUUACAAAUUAUAACAUUGGAGUUGCUCUUCCAAAGCUUCAAGUGAAACAACUUUCAGUUUCCUGUUCAAAUUUGACACCGUGGGAACCCACUCCUUUUAUAUAUUCACCUACUGAUGAGGCUGAAGAACCUGAAUAUAAAGAAGAAACACCCAACAUAUUUGAGAACCUUAAGUUUGCGGACACUACAGAAACGCAAGCUGUUGAAUCUGAAAAAAUAGCUCAAAAAAGUAGCAGCCCCUCAAAGGAAGCUGCGGGCUUUCUGAAAUGGCCAUUGUGGGUUCUAGGUCCUACUUUCCUUCUGGUAACUGGCAUGGUUCCAACUUUGUGGCUACCUAUAUCUUCCAUUUUUCUUGGGCCCAACAUUGCCAGUCUGCUUUCGCUUGUUGGGCUAGAUUGCAUCUUUAAUAUUGGUGCAAUGCUAUUCCUUCUUAUGGCCCAUUCUACCACCCAACCAAAGAACCCGACAGAAGCACCCAAAAGUACGGCUCCCUUCAGUUACCAGUUCUGGAACAUGUUUGCUUCAUUAAUAGGCUAUGCUAUUCCCUUGGCAUUAUUCUUCGGGUCAGAAAAGGGCUUCCUUCAACCGCAACUUGCACCCUUCUCAUACUUGGUACUCUUGGGCCCUUACCUUCUGCUUCUAUCGGUGCAGAUAUUAACUGAACUGCUGACUUGGCAUUGGCAAUCGCCUGUGUGGCUUGUAACUCCUGUCAUUUAUGAGGCUUAUCGAGUGCUGCAGCUCAUGAGGGGUUUAAAACUUAGUGCAGAGAUUACUGCACCUGCAUGGAUGAUGCACACUAUGAGGGGGUUAGUCUGUUGGUGGGUUCUGAUUCUCGGAUUGCAGCUCAUGAGGGUUGCAUGGUUUGCGGGCUUUACUGCUAGAUCGCGUCAACAGCAGAAAUGAUCACACCUGUAGGAGAUUAUUAUCAGCUUUCAGAUUUUGGUCAUAUAGCUUUCUUCAGGGGAUGGAGUUUUUUCUAUUUAGUGUCAAGGAGUUUGGUCGAAUGAAGAAUCACAGUAGUGCAUGCAAGGAAUGGAAUUAUGUAGUACGAAUAUGCUUAUAGACUUAUUGUGAAAUUUAUUUAUGCCUGUACUAUAAAUGUCAAUUUGAAGUGACUUCCAUGAAAAUAAAUAAGUUUUAUCCUCA